AUGCCCCGAUCCGGAGGAGUCUUUGGCGGGAACUCGAAGCCGGUCCUGGAGAUCAAGCCGCAUUCGCCGUUCGUCGUCUUCUAUGGAGAGCCGUCCGAGUCACAAAAUGCCGAGCUCACGGGAAAGCUCGUCCUCACUAACCCGGAGUCAAUGUCCGUCAGGAGUAUCAAGAUGACCUUGUCAGGGAUGCGGAAAGUCUCAUGGAGCACGACCACCACCGUAACACCGCAGCCAAUUCUCUCCAAGCGCACUUUCCACCGGGAAGACCUCAAUCUGUUCCCCGCUGACGGUUCCAAGAAUAAGGCCCACAAGAUCAACGCUGGCGUGCAUGAGUGGGACUUCAAGUUCAAGAUGCCUAGUACACUAGAGGAGAGCGUUGAGGGAUUGGGAACCAAUUGGAUUGUGUACAACCUCAGUGCAACAGUGGACCGAGGCUACAUAAGCAAGCAGCUCUGCGCUACCCAGCACAUUCGAGUCAUCAGGACAUUGGGCCGCGAUCUCAUGGAGACCGUGCCCAUGGAACAGAUUAACGAGGACAUUUGGGCUUCCAAGUUGGCCUACAAGAUCACCGUGCCACAGAAAAAUUAUAUUGUUGGGACCACAGUAACGGCAGACUUCGUCCUGAUACCCCUGCGCAAAGGAGUGGAAAUAUCGACCAUCAAAAUGGAGCUCAUAGAGUCGCGGCAGCUAUUUUCGGACUACGCUGGACGCCGAAUAAGCCAUCAGCACGAUAUGGUCGUCGCCCAGGUUGAGGGUCAUAUGCCCCCUAACUCCGCACACAUAGUUCCGAGUGGUGUCGAAGAUGCCGACCAGCUGUUUGAUGAAUCACACCGAUUUUCAAUGAGUCUGGAUCUCCCCAAAUCGUUGAAAAAUUGCAGACAGUCUGUGGAUACCGAGUACAUUCGACUCUCCCAUAAGCUCCGACUGUACGUCAAUUUGCACAACCCAGAAGGACACACGAGUCAGCUCUUGGUCAAGAACCAUUUGCAUCUCUUUAUCUCGCCGAAUCUGCCGCCAAACGAAGAUCAGAGUGUUGUGGUUGAUCACAACAUUAUUGCUUCGGCAGCAAUGCGCGAUGAGGUCAAUCAGAACGCACCCCCAACGUACGGUCUGCACCAGCUAGACGAGCUCUACAACGACAUCGACCCCAGCGGUUUCAUGACUCCUGGUGCGCGCGGUAGCUUAGGAAACAGUGGUGCAAAUACACCAUUUUAUGCGCAUAGUCGAUCGGGUUCAGCAGAAGAUCUGGCUUCACUAGACGCCGUAGCACAUGAAAACGGCGAAGGUGCCUCAGCAACAGUGCUCCACUCUCGACUACACAACCUCAGCAUGAACGAAAGCAGUCGAUCCACACGGCUCGCUGCAAAUCGGCAUCACUCGUCCGGCGGAAGCACACCGCACAGCGGGACAGACGAAGCAUACCGCCACGCUCUAUCAUCCCAGAGUCAUUUUUCUAGUGCCGACGACUUCCAGCCUGAAUAUGACAUGGAAGCGUUAGCGCGGACCCCAUCUUACAACACUGCUGUACGGACUCCAGCUCGGACUCCCAUUUCAGAAGACUUGCCCACGUACGAGAUUGCAACCUCCAGGCCAUCAAGCCCGGCCAGGACUGCUAGAAGUGGACUGACGACUCCAUCACCAGCGCGAAGCCUAGACACCCUAACGGAAGAAACAGAGAGAAAUACGCAGAUGAACUCGAGGAGAGCAAGUCCGCGGCCGAGCCCACGGAUGAGUGACGAAGGAAGGUAA
Molecule: messenger RNA, 1749 nt
Organism: Lindgomyces ingoldianus
Lineage: Eukaryota; Fungi; Ascomycota; Dothideomycetes; Pleosporales; Lindgomycetaceae
Exons: 4
Coding region: 1-1749 (582 amino acids)
Biological process (GO): ubiquitin-dependent endocytosis
Cellular component (GO): plasma membrane; cytoplasm; cytosol
Molecular function (GO): ubiquitin protein ligase binding; protein-macromolecule adaptor activity
Source: RefSeq, a predicted model, not a curated record